Messenger RNA from Armigeres subalbatus, 1177 nucleotides. RefSeq lists its product as uncharacterized. The transcript is spliced from 3 exons. The record is from RefSeq and is a predicted model, not a curated record. Bases 148 to 996 code for a protein of 282 amino acids. NCBI's taxonomy places the organism in Eukaryota, Metazoa, Arthropoda, Insecta, Diptera, Culicidae.
UGCUGUCAUGUUAUCUAUUUUCCACAGCGUAUGACUCAACUAACAAUAACGUUAGUCUGAUCUCGAACUCCGUUAACUACGGAGCCCAUUUGAUAUAGGACAGGUCCAUUUAUAAUGUAACAAAGUAUUCAAGUUUGAGUCUAAACUAUGGCGAAAACCAAGUGGAAUAUCCUUUUCGCCGCAUUUGUCCUGUCUUGUCUUUCGCUGGCAACUCUCAUCGUGGCGUUCUGCACUCCAUAUUGGAUUACCUCGGAAGCAAGCGAAAAGACUGCCUUCAAAAACAGUGAAAUACAGUAUGGCCUUUUUACUGGAUCGCUCACUAGGAACGUACUGAUCACCCCAGUACCAUACGACCUCACAGUUAUCUGUUUGUACGAGCAUAAUGCUUGCAUCUACAGCUGUCAAAAUGAGGAGGAGAAACGUGAAUCAGAAUUAUUGGCGCUCUUAGCGGGUGAGGAACCUGCAGAAUGCCCCAUAUCGAACGUAAAGAUUCAAGCCACAGCCGCGAGCACUGAGCAGAGGUAUCACAUUUCUGGAAGAGCUGUAUCAAAGGACAGUUUCAUCAAUGCCGGUCUUUGGUUAACUGCGGUGAUAUUCCUUGGCGUUGCUACGGCAUUCGCUGGUGCAUCGGCCAGUUUUGCAAUUAUCAACGUUCUAUUCAACCCUGUGGAACCCUUCUUCAGCGUGUUUGGGCUAUACAUUUGGAACGGAAUCGUGAUCGGGGCGACCGUGCUGACCAUGAUUAUGUGGGGUGCCCUGUACGGAUCGUACCUAAGCGAAAACAUAGCUAUUACGGAUACAUUGACACCAGAAGCCCCGUAUAGUUCGACGAAUCUGGCCUCGUUGGGAGCUAGCUAUUGGGUAUUAUUUAUUCCGAUUUUGUUGCAUAGUGCCAAUAUAGGACUUCUGUUGUGGAGGCAGUACGAAAUUAAUAAGGAACCCCCACCGACGACAAUCGACGUUGAUAGGUCGGAUCUGACAAUUAUUAUGUAUUAGAGAGGAAAGCUUAGUAGAAGGGGCAUCUCUAAAUUAGUUAUGAGUUCAGAUUUGAUACAUAUAAGGACUGUUUGAACCUUCGAAGAAACAAUGUUACCUUGAAAGAAUGGUGCAAAAAUACUUUAAAGUACAUAAGUUAUGAACUUCGGAGUUCUGAAUAUUAAAAAAAACUAAAAUUCAA